This is a messenger RNA of Heterobasidion irregulare TC 32-1, 495 nucleotides long. RefSeq lists its product as uncharacterized. The coding region runs from base 1 to 495 and encodes 164 amino acids. The transcript has a single exon. Lineage: Eukaryota; Fungi; Basidiomycota; Agaricomycetes; Russulales; Bondarzewiaceae. The record is from RefSeq and is a predicted model, not a curated record.
AUGGAUGUAGGUAUGUCGUCGUCUCUUACUCCCGUUCUUCUCCCGCACACGUACCUCUUGUAUUCGACUUAUCUGCCCACCCCCGCGCGGCAUCACGCCCACUCUUCCUCAUUCAGUCCUGCUCUCGACCUGCUCGCCCAACCCUCUCGACCCGCUUGCCCGACCCUCUUAGCCCGCUUGCUUACUUGCUCGCUCUCGUGCUCGACCCGCUCGACACCAUGCCCACUUGCUUGUGUCGUCCACGUCCCCUCCGCACAUCGUCUGCAUUGCCCAGACUCCUACUCGACACAUUCGGACUUCCUGCUUGACGCCAUGGGCACUCGUGUGCUCGAGUGCUGGCCCUGCUCGACUGUUGAUCCCACAUUCGCCCUCGUCCCCUCAGGUCCACGCGCCCACUUUCGCCGGCGAUUCAUAUCCAUCCACACUCGUCUCCUCGACACCACUCACGCCCAUCUACUUGCCCUCUCAAUCCCCUCGAUCUUCAUGCCAUUCUAA